Molecule: messenger RNA, 2700 nt
Organism: Hypomesus transpacificus
Lineage: Eukaryota; Metazoa; Chordata; Actinopteri; Osmeriformes; Osmeridae
Gene: faxcb
Product: failed axon connections homolog, metaxin like GST domain containing b
Exons: 6
Coding region: 604-1878 (424 amino acids)
Cellular component (GO): cytoplasm
Source: RefSeq, a predicted model, not a curated record
GCCUACCGAGUCUGGCACCGAUACCGGGUACGCGUGUGUGUUGUUCGUGUGUUUAUAUAGCCUACAGGUUGAAAACAUAUUUUUUUCAUUGUUUUAACAGUGAGUAUUAUGGAUUAAAAGCCUACUAUAUAAUAUGUAACAUUAAAAAUUCCACUCAUAAAGAGGAGGAUAAAGAGGUAGUCAAAUUAAUAAAUGUUUGGAUCUCUUAUUUCUCUUUAGCUAAUACCGGUGGAUUAUGAGUGCUGAAACAGUUUGCAUGAGACAUCUGCUUUAGCCCAGUUCAGAUAUUCAGGUGGACAGGCUGCAGGCUACAGUAUGUUCCCCGUCAGCUCGCAUCGUUGUUAGUUUUACUGAGAUGCGAGGGGAGUGUACUCCGGCGAGGCGCGGUGACAUCACUGGCUUCCAUUGGAACAGACAAAGGCUCCGAGCUCUGGCGGAGGAUGCCGAUGUGGGUGCGGGCACCAUCAGGGGCGAAGAUGCUGCUACCUCCCGCUCGGUUGAUCGACUCCAUGUCGCCAGGCUGUAUAGCUGUCCAGGCACUUUGAUGAGGUCCGGUGGGGGUUAUUGGGUGGAAGUUGGAGGGCAGGCCUACCGAAAGAGACCAUGUAUUGGAGUACUGGCUUCGCCUCGUCCCGGUCCUGCGUGGUUGAGCUCGGCCGAAACCACAGCCUGCCCUUUGGGUUUUGUGGCUCUGAGGAACACCAGUCUUUAUAUGGAUACUUUGCCGCUGUUCCUUUACAGGACUACAGUGCGCUCGUGACGGGACUGGGUACCGACUCAUGGUGGAAGAAGACGCUCUAUGUCACCGGUGGAGCGCUCCUUGCCGCCGCCGCUUACCUAUUGCACGAGCUGCUCGCUAUCAGGAAGGAGCAGCAGCUGGACUCUAAGGACACCAUUAUCCUCCACCAGUUCUCCAGGCCCAACCACGGAGCCCCCAGCCUGUCGCCCUUCUGUCUGCAGCUGGAAACCUACCUGCGCAUGCUCGACCUCCCUUACCAGAACUACUUUGAUGGGGGGCUCUCGCCCCAGGGGAAGAUGCCCUGGAUCGAGUACAACCACCAGCAGGUCUCAGGGUCAGAGUUUAUAGUAGACUUCCUGGAGCAGAAGCUGGGCCUCAGCCUGAACAAGCACCUGAGUGCCCAGGAGAGGGCGCUGUCCCGUGCGGUUACCAUCAUGGUGGAGGAACACCUCUACUGGACCAUCGCCUACUGCCAGUGGGUGGAGCACCAGGAGCAGAGCCAGCAGCUGCUUCCCGUCUGCGGCCCCCUGAGUGGCGUGCUACGCUGGGUGCUGGGUCAGCUGACGAGCGGCGUGCUCCAGAGAGAGAUGUACGGCCAGGGCCUGGGGCGGCUCCCCCGCGAGCACAUCUACCUGCAGAUGGAGAAGGACCUGCGCACGCUGGCCGAUCUACUGGGUGAGAAGCGCUACUUCCUGGGAGGCUGUGUGUCUCAGCUGGACGCUAGCGUCUUCGGCCUGCUGGCCGUGCCCAUGUGGAGCCUGCCGGGGUCGCGACCCGAACAGCUCAUCAAAGGUGAGCUCAUCAACCUGGCCAUGUUCUGUGAGCGCAUGCGCAGGCGCUUCUGGCCCGAGUGGUUCGUGGACCUGGAGGACCUGUACUACGACGGGGAGACAGACAGCCGCGGGUCUCCCACUGGCCCUGCGGACCUGGGCCUGUUCUCCAGGACUGACACCCUGGAGGAGAGCGAGGACAGCGCCCCUCGGAGUGGAGACAAACACGGGCACGCGCGCUGCCGUGCACACUCCACCGACACGGACGCGUCCCUGUUUGACUCUGACGUGGGCACGGACUCAGACAACGAGCUGCAGCUCAAGGGAAGCCCUGACCCCUGCCCGGAAACGGCGAGCCAAAUCGUCUGAUGACAUCACUGCUUUUGCCGUGGCAGUCCCAAUGACAGGGCCUCUCAUGACCUGAUCAUCCAAUGAGGGCAUCUCUGAUAAAACAGUUCCGUCCAAUCAGAAUCAGAAAGGGUUUUAUGAGUGGACUUCUGAGGAGCUGUUCGUCCAAUGAAAGGGUUCGUUAUGAUUACCAUUAAUAAUGUCCUUCCAGAGCUCUGCACUGGUGUCUAUAUGCCGUGUAUGACAUCCUGUUAGUCAAGUGACUUCUUGUAUGAGUUUAUGGACUUCCUGUUUGGGCGUGUCAUGCUGUGACGUGUGCUCCCGUGGUCUGGCAGGGUUACAUGGUCUUAUUGACCUUCAGUGCUAGAGAGCCACUUGGACUGGUAGAAUGGAGGGGUGGAGAGAUGGAGGGAUAUAAGAUGGAGAGAUGGAGGGAUAUAAGAUGAAGAUGGAGGGAUAUAAGAUGGAGAGAUGGAGUCUGGAUGGAUGAAGGAGGAUGUUGACCAUGGUGAGCUGAUAACUGGACAAGUUUGGACGCAGUUCUACUUUUUCACCACCAGAGGCCGCCGUAGCUCUACAUUACUUUAUGCCAUUCUUUCUUCAGCCUCAAAUAAAAAAAUCUACAAAUCAUAAAGUAACACCAGAUUAAAUGUGUCCCCUAGUCAAAUUAACUGUGUAUGUGCAGAGUGAAUAGAGAUGAAUGUGAUUAAUGUGAUUGAUUGUUGGAUUUGACGUUGGGUUGUUCAUUUCUGACUGACCAAACCAGUGGCACUUUAUUUUAUUUUUUUAUUUGAAUGUCAACAUAGUCUAUGUCAAACUGUUAAUUUAUAUAACGGCUUGUUU